AUGAAGAGAAUAAAUGAAAAAGGAAUUGGUGAUAUCAUUAAUGUCAGCGAUGUAAUGAUGAAAAGAAAUUUUGACUCAUUAUUUACAAAACCGAAAACAGAAUAUAGUCUUUAUGACGUAAUUACCGAAUUAAUGAAGAAAAUAAAUGAUAAUAAGAGUUCUGGCGGAAGAGUUGAAUUAGAGGUGAAUGAUGUUAAUGAGAAAUUAGCCGAAAAAGCAGACAAAAAUGAGCUUUUAGCUCUGAGUGAUAAAGUCAAGAACCACGUUCAUUAUAUAACUUCAGACGAACAGAUUAUAACGGACUACCAUGGAUAUUUAACACGAAGUGAUGAAGUGAAGACAAAAAAUGUUAAUGAAAGAAGAUAUAAAUACAUUCGUGCUAAAGGUUAUGACAUAAGCUGUACUGUACAGUAUGAUGUAGCUAAAGCACCAGAAGCAUUUGGUUAUACCGGUGAAAUUUAUGCCUCUACUUUCAAUGUUAACGGUGUAUUAGUUGAACCAAGAUUUACUUUGAGAGUUAAGUCAAAAAUAACGUUUGAAGAUGCUAUUAAAAGUAAAGCUGACAAAGUUGAACUUGAAGCAAUGAACAAAGUUUUGAAAUCUCAUAAACACAACAUCUCCGAUAUAAAUGAACUUCAAGCUACAUUAGACAACAAAGCAGAUAAGGAAUAUGUGGCUAGUGUGUUAGAGAAGAAGGCGGAUAAGGAAUAUGUUAAUGAAAAAGAUAAUGAAAUUAAAGAAAAGGUUGAAUGGUAUCAUGAAUGGACAUCAAAGAUUUUAAAAACUAAAGCCGAUACAGGAUGGGUUUCAGGAUGUUUAGACCUUAAGGCGGAUAAAACUUAUGUUAACGAUGAGUUAGAGAAGAAGGCUGACAAGAACCAUACACAUAACUCCUUCACUACUGUUAGAGCAGACGACAUAAUAUUGAACUAUACCCUUGGUUCAAGUGCACCUUUAGAAAAUCCAAGUACAAGCGUAAAAGAUACUCUUAACAAUUUAGAUAACAGUUGCAGGAAUAUCGAAGAUCAUGCCAGAAACUUUGAAGCACAUGAACUACCAGCAAUGUUAGAUAAGAAAGCCGACAAAACUUAUGUAGAUGAAAAUUAUGCAAAGAAGUCGGAAGUAAAUGCUGCGCUUAAUGGAAAAGCCGAUAAAGAGCACGUGCAUGAAGAAUUUCAAACAAUCAAGAUUAAAGAAAUUAAGGCAUGCACCGAAAUAGUAACAAAAACAGGAAGAGACGGUGCAACUGUACAAGAACAAAGAAUUUAUCCUCCUACUUUUCCUAAUGGUUUAAUAACAAACAAUAUAAAUAUUGUAGAAGGCAAUAAAACUAUAAACGUUAAACAUGAACUUCUAACAAUGAAGGUCCAGAUUCUUCAAACCAUAUAUCCUAUAGGUUCUAUUUAUACGUCAAUGAACUCAACAAAUCCAGCAAGUGUUUUAGGUUUUGGUACGUGGGAACAGAUUGUAGAUAAAUUCCUCUAUUGUGCGAACUCUUCAAAGCAAACAGGUGGUUCGAAGAAAAUUAAAGAAGCAAACCUUCCACCGCACACUCAUACAGGAACUACAAACUUUUCUGGCGACCAUAACCACUCAUUAAGAGACCACCCAUUAUACAACUCAGAAUAUGAAGCUGGCAAUGACGUUUUAUCUCCAGAUUAUAAUCAUGCGGCAAAAAAGACUUUUCGACCAACUGAACCAGGAGGAAAUCAUUCACACACUUUCACAACAAAUCCAACAGGCCCGGGUGAAGAUUAUAUGCCACCAUUUGUGACUGUAUUCGCAUGGUGCCGCGUUCAAUGA
Messenger RNA from Trichomonas vaginalis G3, 1803 nucleotides. Its product is annotated as keratin-associated protein family. The transcript has a single exon. The record is from RefSeq and is a predicted model, not a curated record. NCBI's taxonomy places the organism in Eukaryota, Parabasalia, Trichomonadida, Trichomonadidae. The coding region runs from base 1 to 1803 and encodes 600 amino acids.